Messenger RNA from Haliotis rufescens (red abalone), 1149 nucleotides. RefSeq names its product ankyrin repeat domain-containing protein 50-like. NCBI's taxonomy places the organism in Eukaryota, Metazoa, Mollusca, Gastropoda, Lepetellida, Haliotidae. The record is from RefSeq and is a predicted model, not a curated record. Gene Ontology annotation, molecular function: protein binding. The transcript has a single exon. The coding region runs from base 1 to 1149 and encodes 382 amino acids.
AUGGUGAAGUAUAUCUUAUCACAGAACCUUACGGACAUCAAAAGUAGAGGAAUAUACGGGAGAACGCCUCUGAUGAUGGCAGCAUUACAAGGAUACAGAGACGUAUUUGACUUACUCGUGAGUAAAGGAGGUGACGCUUUACUUGUGGAUACAGAUGAUCAAAACAUCCUACAUCUCGCUUGCCUUGGAGGAAAUGUGGAGAUGCUGAAGUAUAUCUUAUCACAGAACCUUACGGACAUCAACAGUAGAGGAAUAUACGGGAGAACGCCUCUGAUGAUGGCAGCAUUAAAAGGAUACAGAGACGUAUUUGACUUACUCGUGAGUAAAGGAGGUGACGCUUUACUUGUGGAUACAGAUGAUCAAAACAUCCUACAUCUCGCUUGCCUUGGAGGAAAUGUGGAGAUGGUGAAGUAUAUCUUAUCACAGAACAUUGCGGACAUCAACAGUAGAGACAUAUACGGGAGAACGCCUCUGAUGAAAGCAGCCGGACAUAGAGAUGUGUUUGACUUACUCGUGAAAAAAAGAGGUGAUGCUUCACUUGUGGAUAUGUAUGGGGACAACGUCCUUCAUCUCGCCAGCCGUAGAGGACAUGUGGAGGUAGUGGAGUAUGUCCUCUCAAACAACGUUGUCGACGUCAACAGUAGAGGGAGGUACGGGAGGACACCAUUGAUGGUGGCAGCCGGUACGGGGCAUACAAAUGUGUUUGACUUGCUUGUUGAUAGAGGAGGUAAUGCAUCUGCAGUUGAUGAUAGGGGUUCUAAUAUUCUUCAUGUUGCCUGUUUCUUUGGACAAGUGAAGAUGGUGAUGCAUAUUAUUUCACACAAUAUUGUGGAGAUUAACAGCCGAGGAGUAUACGGAAGAACACCAUUGCUGAUGGCAUCAGCUAAAGGAAAUAUAGAACUUUUUGACUUCCUUGUCAGUAAAGGAGGUAACAUGUCGGUAGUUGAUGAAAAUAAUUACACUAUACUUCACACCGCCUGUCUUAGAGACCAUGUGGAGAUGGUGACGCAUAUUCUCUCUCAAUCUGUUGUGGAUGUCAAUGCCAGGAACAAGUAUGGGAUGACAGCGGCGAUGACAGCAAAAAACAAUUAUAACACAGAAUCAUAUGUCCUCCUCAUGAAGAGGAUGGGGAAACAGCCUGACGUUUAA